This is a messenger RNA of Pomacea canaliculata, 3514 nucleotides long. RefSeq lists its product as uncharacterized. The record is from RefSeq and is a predicted model, not a curated record. Bases 1113 to 2699 code for a protein of 528 amino acids. NCBI's taxonomy places the organism in Eukaryota, Metazoa, Mollusca, Gastropoda, Architaenioglossa, Ampullariidae. The transcript has a single exon. Gene Ontology annotation, molecular function: nucleic acid binding.
UUUUAUACAAAAAUCUAGCCGACAGUUGCAUUUCGAAUUGUAAUUAAUACAACAAACUAAACGUUAAUUAUAGUUUUAAUGCUCCUAAUACCUUUAUACAUUCACUACCUUUACUCUUCACCUCCUCUCAGUUAUAUUAUCUCUUUUGGUUAUACGCCAUUCUCUAGAAAGUACGAACGAUCAGAAUGUUGACAAUAAAAUACUAUCUUCUUUUGUUUGCUUUCUAUUCAACUGUUCUAGUUUGUUCCUCGAGGAAGAUCAGCACCUAACAAAUAGUACAUAUCAUAAACGGGCUUUGGUCAACAGAAGACCCCAGUGAUCGAAGACAACAACAUCCUUUCACAGCUGUACUCAACCGCUGGAAAAAAUGUUGCAAAGAAUAUAAAUAUUUCCAGCUGAAUAUAGACGCUAAUAUCCUUCACUAUGACAAAAAGAGAAUAUCAAAUCCCUAUUCCUACUAGUUCGAUGGGCAGAAAUCAAAAGGACGGUAGAAAGUUCUUCAGGGUGUUACAACAAAGGUUCCACCACGUAGUGAAAUUGAAAUGAAUUGUUUCUGACACCAGGCCCGUUACCUUGAGAUACACCUCGUAACAUCAUCAGGAUACCUGCGAGGUGGAUUUUAAGAAGUUGCAACUGAAGACACAUUUGGUAGAUGUAGAGGACCGGUACGCCAGCAUUGUUGUUAGUUUUGGCGGGAUCUGCUAGGGCAUGGUGAGAGAUGGCAAAUAGCGGUGAUUGGCUAUGGGAGAUGCCAAAUAGCGGUGAUUGGCUAGGGUAAAACGGCGUAUGGUUCCGACCGUAUCAGAGCAUCGCAAAAGUUUACCCCUUCCCAGAGGUAUAUAAGGGCAGAGCUGAGACGAAAGAUCAGAUCAGAGUCGGCGGAGACAGCGCGCACAGCUACACGACGAAGAAGAGACAGCUCCGACCUCUAGCGCCUCGGGCGAUUGACGCAGCCGUGACCAUCGUAUAAGAAAUAAAGGGUCGCACACCUGCUGACUGUUCCUGCCUUUUUGGUUCGAGUGUUGAACUGUUGUUGUCACCAUACAGUCCACCUUACCACUCGGUUACAUCUUUGGCGCUGCGAGCAGGAUCAGUGUCAGCAGGUGGACACAAUGGCUGCAGAGGGCGACAGUACAGCAGAGGCUGUACGAACGUGUCAUCUAUUCCGUCUUCAGAAGUUUGACGGAGGGCCAAGUGUCGACGAGUUUGAAAGAGAGGUCGAGAUAGGUCUUGCCCUAAGCCCGAUGCCUGAGAGUGCCGCGUGUGUUUAUAUUCUGAACGCGCUGGAGGGACCUGCCAGACGGCGAGUUCUGAUGUUCCCUCAUGACAUGAUAGACACGCCGGAAAAGAUUUUGGAUGUGUUGAGAGAGGCAUACGGCGAGCGGAAAGAUGUUAUAGACAUUAUCACCAGUUUUUAUAACCGCCGACAGCAGAGUGAGGAGUUGGUCAUCGAAUAUGCUGCGACACUGAGAAAUUUACAGGCGGAAGCAAAUCGCCUGCUGAGCGACGCCAUAUCCAGUACACACCUGGCGACACGCUUUGUGAAAGGACUUAAACACAGCCAGGUCCGACGUGAAACAUCCAGACAGCUGGCCGACCAUGGGUCUUCUUUUGUCGAUCUCCUUAAGACGGCACGACGGGUAGAGACAGAGGAGAUGUGUAAUGACAGGGAGGAUGAGAUACACCGUCUGACUGCACGAAUAACACAGUUGGAGAUGGAGGCGGCAACCCGACUUCACACGACACAACAAAGUGAUUUCCCCUCCGAGGCUGAUCGUCAUCACAAACAUAAAUAUUUGCGACGACAGCAGACAAGACAACGGAGCGGCCAGCGACCAGCAGCCCCCCCCCAUGACAGCGAUGGUGGAGGGGGCAGAAGGCGAGGUUUCUGCAGGUGGUUCAACGUGGCAAAGGGAUGGGGGUUCAUCACACCUGAUAAUGGCGGUCAAGACGUCUUUGUCCACCAUUCAGUUAUUCACAAGGCAGGCUUUCGCAGCCUAGGCAAAGGUGAAUUGGUGGAAUUUGAACCCAGACUGUCAUACAAGGGCAUUGAAGCCACGUUCGUCUGUGGUAUCGGAGGAGUGAAAUGCCGAGGCAGUGAUCGCCGGCAGAUUUCAAGAGAAAAGUUUCAAAACAAGCCAGUGGUGCAACUACAACAGCGGCAACCACAACGACGGCAGAGCGAAGCAGAAGUGCAGCGGGACAGAUUCCACGAGCGGAGUGGCCGGGGUACCUGUAAUAUCACCAGCCAGCCAGUUGUUGAUGACAGUGCUGUGUACACAGUCAGGCCCCUUGUUGACGGCCCUGCACGUGCCCGCAGAAACGACAUCAAAGCAGCGAAGUCGUCUCCGCAGUUAGAGGACAGUCAACUGCCGGAGACACAGAAUUGUCAGGAAUACGACAGUGACGAAGAAACUCCGUUUUGGUAUACUACUGUCCCACCCCGUCAAGCCAGAACUACAGGGAUACCAGAAGUGACUGUGCCUGUGGUUGCAGAAGUGACAGUACCUGUGGUUCCAGAAUUGACAGUGCCUGUGGUUCCAGAAUUGACAGUGCCUGUGGUUCCAGAAAUGAAAGUGUGUGUGAUGCCAGAUAUGACAGUGCCUGUGGUGCCCGAUAUGACAGUAACUGUGAUUCCAGAAGUGACAGUGCCUGCAGAGCACAGCAAAUUGCAGCGGCUUGCUGUGAGACAGGCAUAAACUCAGAUGCAUAGAAAAGUGGUGUGUGACACUAUUCACUGACACUGUGGAUAACACGUACAUAUGUUGUAACCAUUAGUUGUCUAUGUUGCUAUUCAUUUCAUUUUGCUACGGCUGCGUCUACGAAAUGUCAUGACACACGAGACAGAUGGACGGAAUGCCUGCCCUUAUAUACACCUCGUGCCCAUGCAGCAGUUAUUUUGGGAAAAGAAUAAUCAGUCGGUCAGAUUCAGCUGUUAGGCGUAGUACAGAUAUUUUGUUUACAAGGCAAAUCUUUACUCUACUAGGUAAAUAAUACCAGCGGCUGAUAUGACUAGGCGUUGCUUGCGGCAGCAACAGAUCUUCUUUAGAGGUUUAAAUAUUGAAGUCCCCCCGAGGCCAGCAUAAUUAGGUGAGCUUGUAUAUCAGCCCUAGUGUUGCUAGCUAAAGCUCAUCAGCGAGGACGCUGUUGGAGAAAGAGUCGGCGGGGAUGUAGAGGACCGGUACGCCAGCAUUGUUGUUAGUUUUGGCGGGAUCUGCUGGGGCAUGGUGAGAGAUGGCAAAUAGCGGUGAUUGGCUAUGGGAGAUGCCAAAUAGCGGUGAUUGGCUAGGAUAAAACGGCGUAUGGUUCCGACCGUAUCAGAGCAUCGCAAAGUUUACCCCUUCCCAGAGGUAUAUAAGGGCAGAGCUGAGACGAAAGAUCAGCUCAGAGUCGGCGGAGACAGCGCGCACAGCUACACGACGAAGAAGAGACAGCUCCGACCUCUAGCGCCUCGGGCGAUUGACGCAGCCGUGACCAUUGUACGAGAAUAAAGGGUCGCACACCUGCUGACUGU